GUUCCGAUUUCGGCCCUGCGCCUUUUGGUCAAGCUCCACCUGGUAAACCUCCUCGCCCGUGUUGUUGGACGUCCUUUCCUCGUGCCUUUUGUCGCACCCUGGUCCCAUGUUGAUGCAAGCAGGCGACGAGCGGUGUUCCCUACAUAUUACAUAGGCCUCUUAGUAGCAGGUUCUAUGCAGGAAGCGAGUGGUCGUGGGUUUUAUUGCAACAAGUGGCUAGGCAUGGCAAGGACGACAGUGUCAAGUUUCCAUCCUUGGUGUUGACUCAUGCGGUACCAGGCUGUAUACUGCUGUCGUUUCGGCCUUGCGUUUCCAAUUAAUAGCAGUGCAUUACAUCGCCCCACCUAACGUGGGGGUAGGUAUCGCUCGUACGUUGUGUACUUCGGUCGUGUACGGUAAGUGUGGCAACCACUAGAUGAGAACACCAGGGAACCCCGCGCGAACCGCGUUCGCCGGGCAUACGUACAUGAGUGAGUGGUGCUCCACUGAGACUGUCGCCACAUGAAAAGGGGGAUCGUGUGCACCUCUCUAUGGCUGGUCCUAAAUUGAUCAGUCUUGGAUUAUUUCGGGUCGCUGAGAUCGCACAGCGGAGACACGACUAAAUCAUGCCGUUCUUGUUAUUUUUCGUAUUUCGGUGCCAUCUCUCCGACUCGUACAGCAUACCGCCUCCUGCAGCAGGCCGUAAGCUUUCAACUGCGCUCACCAACUCCACCCAUCCCCCUCGCACUCGGACCCACCCGUCCGGUAUGGGAUCGGACACCUCGAUUCCAGAGGAGGUUGCCGUCUUCAUGGCGCCCAUGAAGUCGACCACGUGGCGCGUAACACGGGCCGCGCUCCGCACUUGAAUGCUGGCCAUGCUGAUGAAGGUCACCCACGAUUACACGGAGGACGAUGGCUCGCCAGGACGUGAGCUCACGUCAGCCUACAUCGCGGACACAAUGACUACGCAGAUGGAGAAGCAGGUGGGGUGCAUGGAUGCAGCCGGAGGCCGCCAUGCGCGGCCUCGGGACCGCCAUGUUCUCAAAGGGCCUAGGCCCCGCAAAACACGGCGUCCCGUAGCGAAGGACGAGACCAUGGAGACGAUGUUCUUCUACGAGGUGUACAGUUGCCCUCGAUCCGCACCUUGGAACCAGAUUCUGCAGCCGGCUAUGGAGGUAGCUCUGCAGGAGAUGGAGCUGUACGUCUCGAGGGAUGUAAUCAACGCGAGGAGGCUAACGCCAGGCCACAAAACGUCAAACAAGAGCGACCCCGACAAGUACCGCACCUUCAUGCCCGCAUCGGCAGAAAAAAAAAUGGAGAAAUCAUGUGAAAAACACAAGUGGCGGGGGGGAUUGAACCCGCUACCACAAGACUCCAAGUAUCUAGGCGACCGGCUUGUACGCAGUGGACCAAUCUCCAAGAGAGGGUACACCUUGCGCUACCAUCGGCAACCUGCCCCCUACGGCCUGUAG
This is a messenger RNA of Ectocarpus sp. CCAP 1310/34, 1451 nucleotides long. The record is from the annotation of a GenBank genome assembly. Lineage: Eukaryota; Phaeophyceae; Ectocarpales; Ectocarpaceae.